This is a messenger RNA of Eruca vesicaria subsp. sativa (arugula), 1063 nucleotides long. Lineage: Eukaryota; Viridiplantae; Streptophyta; Magnoliopsida; Brassicales; Brassicaceae. The record is from the annotation of a GenBank genome assembly.
AAUUUGUAGAGUUGCUUGUUGUCUUACUACUUACGACUCUUUUUUCUUCUAUUGCCGUCGGUUGAAACUAAACAAAAACAAAAAGGUUGAAGAAGAACAAUCAAUCAAUCGUCUUCUUCAUCGUCUCGAUUAAUUUAUACCUAAUGGAAAUCGAGGUCUCGAGCUCGGCUCGUGAUACCGUCGAUUUGGAUAGUAUCCGUAUCAAGCGGAAGACGUUGCAAAACCUGCUCGACGAUUGCCAGAGAGCUCUCGAGCUGCUUAAUCUCGCCGAUACCGGCGAUAAAACCGAAACCGGUGGUUCCGGAGAGGAUAACAGCAACCACGUGGAGAGGGAAGAAGAAGAGUUUCGAUCUUCCGAUUCAGGAGAUCCUGAAGCCGAUAAAUUUUAUGAUCUCAUCAAAUCUAGAGUUGAAUGUAAUGACUUUAGGGAGAAGAUUGAGCUAGCUCAAGUUUCACUUCUCCAAGAUCUUGCUGAAGAAGAAGGUAGCUCUUGGGAUGUAGUAAGUGAAGAUGAUAUAUUGGGUGUGGGUGGAACGGAAGAUGAUUACGUUGUUGUUAGGGAAGAAGAUAUAGCUGAUGGUAUUGCUUGUUUCAUGGCUACUUAUUUAUCUUCCCUUAAGCAGACUAAGGAUAUAUCACCUGAUCAGCUUCAGAAAGCACUUAGCACGAUGUUUUCAGUGAAGAAGAGAAAGGGAAAGCUUCGUAAAGCAUGGGAAGGAAGUAAAGUUAUUUACAACGUUGCAUCAUGGAGCGCAACUGCUAUAGGCUUAUAUCAAAACCCGGUAAUACUGAGUAUUGCAUCCAAAGCCUUCUGGGUGUCUUGCAAGGCCAUAUCAAAGCUUGUCUAAAUUGGAACACAUCUCGCUCCUCACAGGGUGCUCAUAAAGUUACAACAGCCUCGACUCAGCAAUGUUUUAUAUCGAUUUAAUUUAUAUCUGUACAUAAUGCCAUUUGUUUGAUCCUUCUUCCCUGUGAUGUUAUUCUCGACAUGCAAUGUUAAAAGAUCAGUUUGAUCUCAACUUCGAUGUACUUGUUCUAAAGUUAGCGUGAUGAAAUUUCAGAA